Sphaeroforma arctica JP610 is the source of this 176-nucleotide messenger RNA. RefSeq lists its product as hypothetical. The record is from RefSeq and is a predicted model, not a curated record. NCBI's taxonomy places the organism in Eukaryota, Ichthyosporea, Ichthyophonida. The transcript has 2 exons. The annotation marks the transcript as partial.
ACGACCAACUCGUCGUGUCCUUCCGCGGAACGGCCAGUACGGACAAUGCUUUGACGGAUCUUAAGGCCAAUCUGGUGUGCAUGUGUGGGGUACCAGGUGCACUGGGCAAACACUCGUGUGAGAGAGGCUCGGAAUGUCGAGCUGACAAGCCCAUACACAGUAGCACGAUUAACUAA